AUGUUGCGGGUUAAUUCAUCAGAUCCUUUUGCUCCAGGACCAGUCUUUAGCGGGUUACAGAGACCAGUUACAACUUAUAAUAUUUUUAAAGUAAGCCAUAAUAAUAACAAUACUCUUUUAAAACCUCCAGGGCAGUCAAAGGCUUCAAGUGGAACGUUACUCCCAUUAAAACCCGUUUUUACACACAAAUUCGGAGUAUCGCCUUUAACGUCAACAAAGCAGUCGCAUAAAGAAGUUGAUAAAAUAAAUAGCAGAAAUCUCUCUCCGAGAAAUCGAAAGCAGGCUAAAUUUGCAUUGACAGCCCCUUUACCAACUCCUAAGAAGGAACAUCUGAAACCAUUACCAAAUAUAUUCGAAAAGGCAAAAAAUUGUUACGUUCCUAAUAAGUCUUUAUCACGCAAUGUUUUUCUAAGUUUCAAAAAGUCUGACAUCAAACCAACGUAUCAUAUAAAGAAACAUAGGAGAACUGUAGUUCUUGCUCCACCCAAGAUCAACUUAAAACCUACAGAGAGGCCAUCUCGAAUCACAAUUAAAACAGAAAGUAAACAUCACAGACAUCGAAGUAAAAGACGACACAGGUCGAGAUCAGUGUCUCGGUGCAGAGAAUCUGCUAACCGUAAUGUAGCUGAAACAAUUGAUCAAAAAUUUAAUACUGAUAUGGACAAUCUCAUAAACAAUUUUAUUAAGCUGUGCCAGGUUGCACCAAAAUUAUUGACAAACGUCGGAUUAAACUCUCCAAAGCAUGUAGAAAAGGAGAAGCCUCCUUCAGAGACCGCUGCGGCUAAGGUAGUAAAACGAACUUCGAAGAAGCGUAAAACUUCUGACAAUUUAGAAACUGCGACACCUACAUCAAAACGAAGACAUAAAAAGCAGUUAGCAGAAUCUCAAAAUAAGGGAAAAGAUACAAAUGAACAUAAACUACCGCUUAAGAAAAGGCAUUAUCACAUAAACUCGUCAACCAGCAAUUCAUUAAGUUUAAGUUUGGUGACCUCUGAAUUUGAUGAAAAUUUGAAGAAUGAAGCUGGAUCUGAAAAGUUUUUGUGUACAGAAUCUGAUUGCCUUGUUGAUUUACAAACUCAAGAUUCUGAAGAUUCACCUAAAUCUAAGUCGGUUUCUGAAAAAUCUAAAAGACCGGGUGAGAGUUUAAAAAUUGUUACGGCAUCUGAGAGUAAGAUUAUUUCAGAUUCACUGCCGAAGGAAAUUAAAACAGAUGGUGAUACUAAAAACAUAAUAAUAAAAAAUGAUGAAAGCAACUCUCCAGUCUUGGAUGAUUCUGCUUCAAAUUCAAUUAACAUUACGGACGAUGAUUUGUUGAUAAAGAAGCCAUCGGCAGAACAGUCUGAACUGUCAAAAAAAAUAUAUGAAACCUCCGAAAAAUUAAAAGCUGUCCAUAAAAUGGUUCAUGAUUUAGAGAAAAGCUUACCGAAAACGAAGGAUGUCGAUGUUAAACCAGAAUCAUCAAAAUUAGACAGCAGUCGAAUUUCCUCCCCUAGAUCUGAAACGAAAUCAUCACCAAUGCGAAAUCCCAUAGUGACGCCGAAAAAGCGCCAUAGGCUGGAAGCUGAAAAGGAUGCAUCACACUCCAACUUAAAUAAUGUUGUGCAGUCUCUAUCUAAAAAAAUAUCCGAAGAAAAGCCUUUGAUCUCCGAUAAGAAAGAUAUAAAUGAAAAUACAUCUCAGGAAGAUAUUAAGGAUGGCGAUAAAACGACAUCUCCUUCACCAAACACCACAUCAGUUCCAGCGUCAGGUACCGGAACUGAUCCUUUGAAGAGUAUGUCUGCCAGAUCAUUAUAUAAGAGUGCAAUUCCACCUGCACAGAAAUCAGAAAUAAUGACUCGGAAGAAAAACAGGCUCGAAGGCUUAACGAGCAAUUUAGUUUCCAAAAUUAAUCCGAGUGCCGCUACUAAAGUACUUGAUACACUUUUAAACAACAACAUAAGAAAAUCAAUAGAAUCACGAAUAUUGGAAAAGGAGAAAAGUAAUUCUGACAGUAGUUGCAGUAACAAAUCAGAUGAUAAAAUCAGAGGAAAAGAUUCACCGAAUAAUCAGAUAAACACUAGAGCCAGCGUCAUUAAAUCUCCGGUAUCGAAAGGAAAGCUAUUGGAGACUAAAUGUAAAACCAGAAUAUCUGACUCGUUAUCGGGUAACACUGUGGUUGUAAACGUCGAUAAUCCCACUGGAAUUUUUGAAUCCUCUGUAGACUUAGAAGACCAAAUUCCUAAAUCAUCUAUAUGUGUCAGUAACAUACUAGCCGAAAAGAAUAAAAAAUUGAAAAACCACGAUUCGAAAAGUUCUAUAUUAUCUUCUAUCGAUACUGAAUCGGAUUUACCAUUAUCGUUGAUCGCAGAAUCUUCUGAUUCUAUUUUAAGACCUAAACGAGGGGAAUCUAUAGCGGCAGUCAUAUCUGAUAAAAUCCAAGAGACUGCUGGUGGCCACAACUUACGACAACCUAAGAGAAAUUUAAUGACUGAUAGUGAUGAUGCAAACGAAAAGAAAAAGAAGAAAACUUCUAAUAAUAUCAUAAGAGAAAGUAAAUUAGUUCUUCCCUCUAAAAUAUUAAUUCCGAAAGUUCAAGCAGAGAGGAUGCUAAUUGGUAAUAUAAUAAAGAAAUCUCACUUACAAAUUAAGAAAUCUGAACAGACUGCUGAAGAACCCAACGAUCCUAUUAAAACUAUUGAUCCUGUCAAAAAGAAACCUCGAAGACGAAAAGCUUUCAAUAGAACGGGUUUCCCAAAUGUGAAACGCAAGAAGAAAAAGGUUGAAUAUAAUAAUUCGGCUAACAGCUCCCAUGAUCAAUUAGGUUCCGAAGAUACGGAUAGUUCUGCAUUUGAGAGAGUGCCGAAAGAUGGUGAAGCUAUGAGUAACUUCUUAGAACGCACUACUAAUAAGCAACCGGAGUUAAAGAUUGUUUUGAAUAAAGAGGAAUGUCCGAAACAAGGGCGUCUGACAGUUGUUGCGUUAGAGAAACUACAAGGAAGGGAAGCGCUAAAUAAACCUAAUAAACAAGGCGAUAAAGCUGUUCCGGAAAAGAAAACUUCAUCCAUAUUAAGAGCGCCUGCUUUACAAUUAAAACAAAAGACUGAUAAAGAAAUUAAAAACCACGUCAAUAAAUGGGAAGUACUAAGUGAGACUGAUAGUAUACCUUCGUUAGCGAGUUCUCUUGGCAAUGACCCUGAAGACAGUAUUCCGUUGAGUUUAUUGAACUUGAAGCAAAAGGCCAAUAGAGUAGAAAAUAUUGAGCGAUUAAAAAGGAAAAGUCGGGUUCUUUCACCUUCUAAUGAAAUCGAACAAAUCUUUUCAAAACGCAAGGUCGUAGAGAAAACUUGCAAAGUUGGACUUCGGCCGAAAUCGAGUCUGGCUGUAUUGUAUCCCAGUGAGCGAAGACAUACGAGAAGUUUUGAUAAUACUGCUGAGGAUGGGAAAAUUAAGACAAGAAAAUCAGAAAACAAGAAAGUUUUGGAGGUUACAGAAAAAGAAAAGAAUAAACCCAUGGGCAUAAUAACUAGGAGAAAGUCGAGAUCAUGUCAGCUGAAUAAAAAGGUGGCUAAUGAUGUUGUAAACAGUUCAAGAGAGAGUUCAUUGGAGACGAUUGUUAGUCGUAAAAUGCCGCCGUCACGGGAACCCUCUAUCGACACACUCUUAGACCAUGAUGAAAAUGAGCCCUUACCGCUCAAUGAGAAAGAAAUUGAUUUCGAAAAAAGCAUAGAUGUUAUAUCCAAGAAUAUUAUUUGUAAGAAGAGGGCCGCUGCUUCUCGUGAUGGAAGCCCGUCUAACGGAGUGGAUAGUAAAGAGAGAAUUGUGUCUAAGAAAAAUCCAAGGCUACGAAAGAAGUUCUUAUUAGCCGGCUUAUUUUCGGAAUACUACAAGGAAGAUCCAAAGCCAGAAGGAAAAGGAAAGAAUCUGAUUACGCAAACAGAAUUUCCCCCUGGGCUCUUGGGCCCGCCCCCAUACUGCGAACGUUGGGUUCGAAAAAGACUCAUUCACUUCACGCUGCCUUACGAUAUUUGGUGGGAACAACAUUAUAACCAACCAGUGCCUUCAUGGAAUUAUAAGAAAAUACGCACAACUGAAGAAUGCGAAAGUGAUUUGAUCAAUAUGCAUCACAAUGCGCGGCGUCAAAAAAAAAAAAAAAAAAAAAAAAAAUAUUCCGGCUGUAACGAAGACUGUAUCAACCGACUGGUCUAUUCUGAGUGUUCACCUCAAUUGUGUCCUAGCGGUGAUAAAUGCAAGAAUCAAAGGAUUCAACGCCACGAAUGGGCGUCUGGUUUGGAGAAAUUCAUGACUGAGAACAAAGGGUGGGGAGUUCGGACUAAACAUAGGAUAACGUCUGGAGACUUCAUAUUGGAGUAUGUGGGUGAAGUCGUCUCUGAUAAGGAGUUUAAGGAGCGAAUGGCAACCCGAUAUGCCAGGGACACACAUCACUACUGUCUACACUUGGACGGUGGUUUAGUGAUUGACGGACAUCGCAUGGGCGGAGAUGGACGCUUCGUCAACCAUUCGUGUCGACCCAACUGUGAGAUGCAAAAAUGGACAUCUAAUGGUACUUUCAGGAUGGCGUUAUUCGCACUAAGAGACAUCGAUCCGGAUGAGGAAUUGACUUAUGACUACAACUUUUCACUGUUCAACCCAGCUGUAGGACAGCCCUGCAAAUGCGACUCGGAAGACUGUCGCGGCGUCAUUGGUGGCAAGUCACAGCGCAUAACGAAACAGCCACUGAAAACGCAAUCACGGACACCGUCUAAUGCCUCAAACCAAUCAAGUACCUCUAACCAGCCGCGGGUUGGAAGACCACGAAAAGCAGUGAAAUGUAAUAAGAAAUCUGACCAAUUGAACGAAUCGGCUUGCGACAUCAAGAACAUGACGAUUUUGAAGUACCAACAACAUUUGAACAAGCUCUGGCAAGAACCACAAUUAAAACCUCUGACGGCUAAAGAAAGGACACUGGUUAAGGAUAGGCAUUGCUUCUUGUUUAGGAAUUUGGAGAAUGUUCGUCGUACCCGCGAGAAGAUAACACUCCCCAUGCCCCCAUCGCCCGUAUCUAAUGUCCCAAGUGUCAGUUUGCCCCCCGUUCCCGAAGUUAUCAAUGUCGAUCCGUUAGCCUUACCCGAUACAAUGAAUCCUCAAGUUUUCCACAAAAAAUUGCAAAAUCUUCGAGCGUCGAAGGAUGAAAUACUGAAAUUGGCCAAAUUCGAAGAUGACUCUACAUUAGAUAGGAAACAACGGCUGGGUCGAGUGUUCAAGGCCCUGUUUACAAUUUUAACCACUUUUAAAGGCGACGAAGACAAGCCAAUCUGUACACCAUUACUCAAACUUAAGAACCAGAAAUCGGACUCUAUAUCAGAUUUAAAUGGUAUUCAAAAUAAAAUAGAUAACAACGACUAUGAAAGCAUAGUACAGUUCGACAGCGAUGUUAGCGGACUGAUGUCUAUGCUAAUGAGAGAGUAUAGUAAAGCCACUGCUGUGGGAUCGGCUGCUGCGCAGUUGAAAAAGGUCUACACAACCGCCAAAUUGGAGUUUGCCGAACAUCUAAGUAAAAUCCUUGGCUCUCAGGAAAGUCUGCCAUCUGGAUUUAUACAAAAAACUAAACCGGAGGAAGUAAUCCUGUGCAUCUGCGGUCUACACGUAGAAGAAGGACUAAUGGUGCAAUGUGGCAACUCGCGUUGUGGUGUAUGGCAACACGCGCGAUGUAUGCGACUCGCUGAUACCAGCUCUACGCACUACUGCCAUCUGUGUUCUACGGAGCCUGUGGAUCGCGAAAUUCCUCUAGACGAGUAUACAGAGGAAGGCCAUCAAUUCUACUUAUCGCUGAUGCGUGAUGGCCUUCAAGUAAGACAAGGCGAUACAGUUUACGUGCUAAGAGAUAUACCCAUUAAUGAUAAACAUCCCGAUGUCAGCCAAAAAACAGGAGAUAAAACGGAUUCGCCGAAGACUAAACGCGUCGACAGGAAGAAGUUAAAGAACAUCAAGGGAAAGGAAAAGGAAGAUAUUACGGUUAAUAAGGAUAACGAGGUACGAAAACACACAUACCAAACCAUCGGAUGCGUUCCAGUCUCCGAGCUGGAUAUAUUCCGCGUGGAACGUUUGUGGAAACACAAGGACACGCAAGAGAGAUACGUGUACGGGCAUCAUUACUUGCGGCCGCAUGAGACAUUCCACGAGCCCACUAGGAAAUUCUUCCACAAUGAAGUAAUGCGCGUACCCUUAUAUGAAGCCGUUCCCAUAGAACUUGUCAUGUCCCAGUGCUGGGUCAUGGAUCUCAAUACAUUCUGCAAGGGUCGGCCAGUGGGCGCAUCUGAAGCCCACGUAUACAUCUGUGAGCUACGCGUGGAUCGUACAGCGCAUCUCUUCACAAAAGUGUCUCGACCGAAAUAUCCAUUGUGCACGAAGCCUUACGCCUUCGACCAUUUCCCGCAAAGGCUUAAAAUUUCAAGGACGUACGCGCCUCAUGAGGUGUUGCCGGAAUACCUUAAAGGUCGCGCUGGCAAGAAUUUCCUCGCCACGGACAAACCGAAAGCAACAAACGAAAUUAAGAAAAAGCCAUCAACCAGUGCAAUUUCUAGUGUUAGUAAGGCAUUAUCCCCUGCCCAGCGACGCGAGCAGCAAAAAGAGCGAGUGAAUGAAAUAGCUCGAGGUCUGCUCACACGGGGAGGUCAACGUGGAGCAGUUGACGCAUCGUAUCUAUUGGCGCCUCGCGUUGCGAGGAGACCUCGCGCCAGGCUCUCCUGA
This is a messenger RNA of Pieris macdunnoughi, 6726 nucleotides long. NCBI's taxonomy places the organism in Eukaryota, Metazoa, Arthropoda, Insecta, Lepidoptera, Pieridae. The record is from the annotation of a GenBank genome assembly.